AUGGGAAACUCCUCUGGAAAAGAGGAGGGGGCUGAGGGGGCUGAGGGGGCUGAUGGAGAGGAGGAGAAGGAUGGAGAAGACGAGAUUCCAGAGAAAAAGAAGGAAGAGAAGGAGGAGGAGGUGGAGUUGCCUUUAGGAGUGGAGGAACUGUUUGAGAGUGGUGAUCCAGUUUUGGAUAUCAGCUACAAAAAGUUCAAACGCUUGCCUCUUCGUGUUUGUAGUCUUCUGCACCUGGAGAAGCUGUAUUUAUGUGGGAACAGUCUGAGAAAUCUACCUGACAGUCUAUCACAACUCCAAGGUCUCCGCACCUUGGCUUUAGAUUUCAACAAGAUGGAAGACGUCCCACCGGCUGUUUGCGAGCUUAGAAACCUCACGCGGUUAUACCUGGGCAGUAACCGACUUAUGAACCUACCUGCAGAAGUGAAAAAUCUGCAAAAUUUGCGUUGUCUCUGGGUUGAAAGCAACUACUUCCAGAGAUUCCCACGAGAGCUCUAUGAUUUACCCAAUCUCAAGUCCCUCCAGAUUGGGGACAACCGGUUGAAGACUCUGCCUCCUGAUUUGGUGAGGAUGGAGGCUUUAAGAGGACUUUGGCUCUAUGGGAAUCGUUUCGAAACAUUCCCCAAAGUUCUGUUGAAAAUGGAAGGCUUGGAAAUUCUCGAUAUGGAUCGCAACAAGAUCUCAGAAUUCCCAAGUUUGAGACGUUUACAUGCCUUACGUUUAUUCUCAUAUGAUCACAACCCUGUAGAAGCCCCUCCUCCUGUUAGAGAAGAGGUGUUAGUAGUCGGAGAGGGAGCGGCUGAGUUUUUGGAGAUCCGUGAAGCCAGGAUAGAACGAAGGAGAAAAGCUGCAGAGGAGGAGGCUGAAUUGGCACUAGCUGCAGAGGCUGGAGAGGAACCUGUCAUUCAUGGCAUCUUAAAAAAUAGCAAUGCAAAUAAGAGUGAGAUGGCAGAGGAAACAGACGGGAAUGGAGAAAUGGAGAGAGAAGAGGAGGAGAUGCUGGAGGAGGAGGAUGGAGGACCUUUGGUGGACUAUCAGGAGGAAUCACAGUUUGAGACUCAGGACAUGUACGGUGAUGGAGACAUGAUGGAGUUUGAGGGGGAUGAGCUAGAGUAUGACACAGUGCAGAUGGAUUAUGAAUAUGAAGAAGGACCAGAGCUGGAGGAGGUUGGGAGACAAGAGCAAAGGGCUUGA
This is a messenger RNA of Periophthalmus magnuspinnatus, 1191 nucleotides long. RefSeq names its product leucine-rich repeat-containing protein 10B. The coding region runs from base 1 to 1191 and encodes 396 amino acids. The transcript has a single exon. The record is from RefSeq and is a predicted model, not a curated record. NCBI's taxonomy places the organism in Eukaryota, Metazoa, Chordata, Actinopteri, Gobiiformes, Gobiidae. Gene Ontology annotation, molecular function: protein binding.